Molecule: messenger RNA, 1120 nt
Organism: Cylas formicarius (sweet potato weevil)
Lineage: Eukaryota; Metazoa; Arthropoda; Insecta; Coleoptera; Brentidae
Product: protein phosphatase 1 regulatory subunit 42-like
Exons: 6
Coding region: 55-1053 (332 amino acids)
Molecular function (GO): protein binding
Source: RefSeq, a predicted model, not a curated record
UUAGAAACGCCAAGAGAAAUCGGUGCCAAAUUAUAUCAAAGUUGAUUUUAAGAAAUGCAAAAAACGCAGAAUGAUCGUGCAAAGACGCAAACGAAGCUCCAAAAAUCGCCUGGUUUGGGAGCGACUCAUUUACAUUUCCAAGACAAACAUCUUUUAAAAAUUCCAAAGUUCUCCAACACGUCGGCCGCUUUGGUUCUCUACCUGUACAACAAUCGCAUAAAAACGAUCGAUCAUCUGGGAGGGUUCUCGAGAUUAACGAGCCUGUACCUUCAGAAUAAUCAAAUAGACAAAGUCGAGAAUUUAAAAAAUCUAAAAUCCUUGAAAAAACUGUAUCUCGGAAAAAACAGAAUCGGCGUUUUGGAAGGGCUCGAAUCCAAUGAAACGUUGGAGGCACUCCACGUCGAGAGACAAAGGGUACCUUUGGGUUCUCCCUUGUGCUUUGACCCUCGGACGAUUUUCACUUUGUCGGAUACUUUGCAAAUUCUCAACGUAUCUCACAAUCGGCUAUCGUCGAUCUCGGUUUUGGCACCGUUAAAACGUUUACACUAUAUCGAUGCUUCCUUCAAUGAUCUGGAUAACGUCGAAGAUAUUACAAACACGAUUCGAGAUUGGUUGUGUUUAAAAGAAGCGAAAUUUGCUGGCAAUCCCGUAAGCAAGAGGUAUAGAUACAGAGAAGACAUAAUCGCAAACACGCAUUGUCUAGAGUCGCUAGACGACAAAAGCAUAUCGGAUUUCACCAGAUCUUUUAUCAAGGGUUUCGAAGAGGGUAAACUGAAUCACGCCCUGAAACGGAAUGUGAAUCUUGCGGACCUAAUUCCCGGAUUACCACGGAAUUAUCCUCUCGGCUUGCAAAGAGCAGCUUCGGCGUCUAUGGUGAGAGAUUCCGGAUGCCAAUUGACGAACGAUUUAUCUACAUUCAACGAUGGCCACCUUUACACGCCAUGGAACCUGCUGCCCAGGAGAAGACCAAUGAGUAGACCAGUUCACUCUCGCACCAUUGGCACACUCAAAAUGAAUAGCAACGCAAACAUCCUGGUUAAUAAAAUUAAAUAAGACAAAAAUACAUAUAAAUUAUUUUUUUUAUUAUUAUUCUUGUAUCUCCACUUAAUAUAAACAAUGA